AUGCCAAACCAGCAGAAGAAAAUCAUUUUUUGCAUGGCCGGAGUGUUAAGCUUUGCGUGUGCCCUUGGAGUUGUGACAGCCCUGGGGACGCCGUUGUGGAUCAAAGCCACUAUCCUCUGCAAAACGGGGGCUCUGCUCGUCAACGCCUCGGGGCAGGAGCUGGACAAGUUCAUGGGCGAGAUGCAGUAUGGGCUUUUCCACGGAGAGGGUGUGAGGCAGUGCGGGUUAGGAGCCAGGCCCUUUCGGUUCUCAUUUUUUCCAGAUUUGCUCAAAGCCAUCCCAGUGAGCAUCCACGUCAAUGUCAUUCUUUUCUCCACAAUUCUCAUUGUUUCAACCAUGGUGGGGACAGCCUUCUUCAUGUACAAUGCUUUUGGCAAACCCUUUGAAACUCUGCAUGGUCCACUAGGGUUGUAUCUUUUGAGCUUCAUUUCAGUUGUUCUUUGGCUGCCAGCCACCAGGCACCAGCCCGAGGGCUCCUGCGGCUGUCUUGUCAUGGUAUUGUUUGCCUCUGAAGUGAAAAUUCACCACCUCACAGAAAAGAUUGCAAAUUAUAAAGAAGGGACUUACGCCUACAAAACGCAAAGUGAAAAAUACACCACCUCGUUCUGGGUCGUUUUCAUUUGCUUUUUUGUUCAUUUUCUGAAUGGGCUCCUAAUACGGCUUGCUGGAUUUCAGUUCCCUUUUGCAAAAUCUAAAGACACAGAGACAACGAAUGUAGCUGCAGAUAUAAUGUACUGA
Messenger RNA from Carlito syrichta (Philippine tarsier), 738 nucleotides. RefSeq names its product clarin 1 (gene CLRN1). Lineage: Eukaryota; Metazoa; Chordata; Mammalia; Primates; Tarsiidae. The record is from RefSeq and is a predicted model, not a curated record. Gene Ontology annotation, biological process: sensory perception of sound; equilibrioception.